Fundulus heteroclitus (mummichog) is the source of this 3268-nucleotide messenger RNA. RefSeq names its product KN motif and ankyrin repeat domain-containing protein 4. Gene Ontology annotation, molecular function: protein binding. Gene Ontology annotation, biological process: negative regulation of actin filament polymerization. Gene Ontology annotation, cellular component: cytoskeleton; cytoplasm. Lineage: Eukaryota; Metazoa; Chordata; Actinopteri; Cyprinodontiformes; Fundulidae. The transcript has 9 exons. The coding region runs from base 174 to 2816 and encodes 880 amino acids. The record is from RefSeq and is a predicted model, not a curated record.
ACACACAAGCAAACCCAGCUUCUGUUAUGGCAGGGGCCGCACGAUGGCAUUUCCCAGACAGCCGAGGCAUGCCGCCCUCCCCGUCUGCUGAGGAGACAGACAGGCAGAGCUGAGCGCAGACUGCACAGGACCGUCUGACAAGCAAAACCAGCAAGUGGAGGAAAGUGCUGAGCAUGUCCCGAGGUCUUAUUGCACGACAUAAAAUGGCUGAGAAUGGAGUUAAAGGGAAGCCCCCAUACUCAGUGGAAACCCCCUACGGCUUCCAAAUAGAUCUGGACUUCCUAAAAUACGUGGAUGACAUAGAGAAAGGCAACACCAUCAAAAAGGUUCCCAUCCAGCGGCGAAGCAAGGGACCCCGGGCCAGCACUCUUCCCAGGCACCUCCACUCCUCUGGUUCUGGCUACCAACCAAGUCCAUGGAGAUCUACAGGAGCUCUUGACCCCAGAUCCCGACCGUGCGAUAACCAUCAUCACGGGUAUUCCUCUUGGACCUUUGAUCACAGGCCGCCUGUCUCUCCUACAGGGCUUACAUCUCUAGUAGAAAUGGAGGCCAGGAUCAAGGAGUUUGAUGAACAGCCUCUCGGCGAGCACAUCCGGCCUCAUCUCCUCCGGGCCUCCAGUUUGCCGCUCACAGUGUUUCUCAGGCAAGAAUCAGAGACCACAGAUGACAGAAGCAGCAUCCGGAGCUCCAGGGAUCACCUCGGAGGAAGAAACACCUCCUGCGAGGACGUCUUCCUCUCAGACAGCCCCCGGCAGCAGGACUGCUCAGGGCUGCUGAGGCGCCUGAGCGAGGCCCUUGAACGCGUUGGGGAGCUGGAGAUGGAGGUGAGGGUUGUUCCUGAGCUCAAAGCUCAGAUCUGCAUCCUGCAAGAGGAAAGGGAAAGGCUCCGUCUGGGCUUGGUCCACCACGUCCCUCCAUCAACAGCUAAUGGAACAACAGAGCGUUGUCCUUCAUCUCCCUACGGCAAAGAGGACGGCCUAAUGUCACAGCGGGACGGUCACGUUACGUUUCCCAGAAAUCACAACAUCACUCAGAAGAAAACAAAUUCUACGCACGAUUGGCAAGCCAGCACGGAUCUGGAUGAGCUGCUGACGGUGACCUCCCUGCAGGCUAAAGUCGCAGCGCUGGAGCAGAAGCUCCAUGACACCGAGCAGGACCUCCAGAGGAUGGGGGGACUUCUGAAGGAGCAGCAGCAGGAGAGCAGAAGGAAGGAUGAGAAGAUAGAAUACCUCAUCAGGAAUCCAGGGACGUGGGUCCGUGCAGAGAGGGUGGUGGUGGACCAGGAGGGAGAUGAGACCGUGGUGAGAUCCCUCGAACCCGAUUAUAAUGCAGCCUCCUCCUUCGUCUCCACAAGAACUGCAACCCCAAGUUCCCAAAGGCACCUUUACUCAGUAAGGCCUACUGAAAGGGCUUCACAUGAUGGGGGCACAGACACGUCAGUGAUUGUUCAACACAUUCAGAGGAUUAAGAGUCUCCUGGACGAGCAGUGGGAGUGUGUGUGUGGAGAGUCAGGAGACAAGGGUAAACCGCUGAAACACCCAGAUCCAAAAGUCAGCUCCCUGCAGCGGCAGAUGAUGGAGCUUGUUGACGUCCUCAUGUCUGGAUGCAAGCAGCAGGAAGGCAGCGAUGGAGAGAAGAUCCAGAACAGAGGUGCCUCUAAGUCCACCCUGGAGAUGGACGGAAGCACCCAGACGUUAAAAAAGCCGCACUCAGUGGAUGUUGAUGAAGGAAUCCAAAUGUCCAUAAAAGGAGGCAUGGUUGGCCAGGCCAGUGGGAACCUGCAUGGUUUUGGUGAUUUGGAGAGCAGGGACAUCAGUGUUGCCCCCCAGGACAUGGAGACCACCCAGGUGGAUGUACACACUGCAAAAAGGGGAGUCCAAGCAGAGACGUCAACAUGCCCAAAGGGACAUGUAACACCGGUGGGAACGAUAUCAGCACAAACAGAUGGAGGCACAGUGUCGCUGGAAGCUGAGGGGCCAGAGAAACGGUCCAAAGCAAAAGCCCUGGGAGAACAGAUGGAGGGGAUCUCUGGCUCAGGACCCCAGGGAAGGGACACAUUGAGUGCAGACUUUAUGUCUGCCUGUCACUUUGUUAAGGAUCACAUGGACAACACAGAAAACCCCAAUGAGGACAUGCUUCUUCUUGGUGUUGCGGUCCAGAGGAAAGCUCUGGUCACAGUGUUCCAGCACUGGUUCGGCGCUGCAGCGGAUGAGGCCUCUGAGGCCAGCAGGGUAGCUGCGUACCUGAAAGAAGUAAAGAGGGAGGCGCCAUCUCUGCUGGCCUUCCUCGUCAACCUGGCAGACGACAACGGCAACACGGUGCUGCAUUACAGCGUGUCCCACUGCAACUACAGCAUCGUGAGCCUGCUGCUGGACACAGGUGUGAGCGACGUGAACAUUCAGAACAACGCCGGAUACACAGCAGUGAUGAUGGCCUCGCUCACUGCUCCCGAUGGACCUGCUGGGAUGGAGGUUGUCCGAAAGUUAAUGGAGCUGGGGAAUGUUAAUAUUCGCUCCAAUCAGACAGGUCAGACAGCUUUGCACCUGGCAGUGAGACAUGGUCGAGUUGUUAUGGUCCGCCUGUUGCUGAGCUGUGGAGCCGACGCCAACGUCCAGGACAGCCAGGGAAUGACGGCUCUCAUGUUCGCGUCAGAACGAGGCCACACACACGUUGCGAGACUGCUGCUGGAAAGAAGCCAGUGCGACCUGCGUCUGACUGACAAGCGGGGCCAGACUGCGCUCUCUAUUGCCACGCGAGGUUCCCACACCGACACAGCGGCCCUCCUGCAGGCCCAUGCUAAAGCUCGAGCUAUCUGAAAGUGGAAAUCUCCAGACCUGCCAGUGGAUCAUCUUCUCACACCCUCUGUUUGAAGCACUUGAAAAGAGAACAGACUGCUUUUUCUUUCUUGAUAGUGUUUUUAUCCUCUGAACUGUUGCAUGAGCAUUAGCUUUAGCCUUGGUCGAGGAAGCCAUAAAAUAAACGAGACCGUAUGUAAUCAGUUAUGCAAACUAUGCAAAGGAAAAAGUAUUUAUUCUGAAAAGGGUUUACUGUAUAUGAGUAAGAGUUAUAAAAAGGAUCAACAUGUCACAUGUCUGUUUUAAAGGAGCUUUUUGCUGCAAUUUAGCAGCCUCUAAAUGAUUUCAGUGUACCCCUCUUUGCAUGCGACCCUUAGAGGAAAGCGACUGAUAAAAGCAAACGUGUCCUUCCAGUUGCUAAAACAAGCUGCACACUGUUUAACUGACAAUAAAGAUAGUGAGAAUUUUCUUUA